UGGCCAAGCAAACAGGACGGAGGCGCGGUCGUUAAGUUGUUUUUCACUCCUUGUUCGGCAGCGCCGUGCGCUCGCCUUCUUCACGACAGGUGGCGGUAAAGCGGGAAGGAAAGCCGUCUCUGCUGGGCUGCUUCGACGGUGGGCGCUCCGCGUUCAGGGAAAGGUGCUCUCAAGUCGCAACAUGGACAUUCUGGCUUCAAUUGAAAUUGAAUAUAUCAAGAAUUUGCAAAGACAAGUCUCCUUACUGGAAUGUGAGACAUCCUAUCUCAAGGAGAAGGCUAAAAAAGCCACAAGCUUCCAACCCAAGUUUACCAAAGAGGCUGAAAAAAUGUUGCAAAAGAUGAAGGAACUGGAGAUCAGAAUAAAUGCUGCCCAAAUUGAAAUGACAAAGAAAACAAAUAGCAUCAAGAUGUUUGAAGCUGAAAUUCAAGCAAUGCAAAGACGCCUUCAAACACUGUCUGAUGCAAAUGCUAGAGAAAAAUCACUAUUAAUGGAGAAUGCAACAAAACAGAAGAAACUGGCUGACAUCACUACCCAGGACAUUUCACACAAGGAAACAGAACUGCUAAAAGUCCAGCAACAAGUACAGCAUACUAUAAAUUCAGUGAAGGAAAACGAGUGUGAUGUUCAUAUUUGGAAAAUGCAGCUUCAGCAGAAUAUUCAGCAGCGUCAAGAUAUGGAACAAAAACUAGCAGAAAACAAUUCAGAAUGCCUACGGCUCCAAGCAAUAUUCCAUCAUCUGGAAGAGAAAUUCCUUACCAAUUCCCAGUCUUCACAACAGCACAUUGCUAAACAACUUCGUGAAGAGGCUGGAAAAUUAAGACAAACUCUCAAGGAGAAACAGCUGUCAGCUGAUGAGGAUAAAUACUUAUGCAACAAGAUGGCAGAAGACUGUGGGCAUCUUACAAGGCAGAAUUGUCUCUUACAGGCACAGUUACUGGAAGCUACCAGGCAACUAAACAGAGAGAGACAGCUGCAAGAGAAGGAAUGUACCUCUCACAUACAAAGGGUGUCUGAAUUAGCAUCUGCAAGAGAGAGAGAACGGCAACUUGAAAUGGAUCUCACCUGCUUGAAGACACUGCUUGAAAGGAAAAAACAGAAGAUUCUUAAGGCACAGGAACAGGUAUUUCAUCUACAGCAAGAAAGCAGGUCUGUGGAUCAAAAUGGAGAUUUGCUUCAAUCACAAAUAACAGAUUUAGAGAAGAGACAUGCUGCUGUUCAGCUGGAAAAUUCUAAGCUGCAGAAAGAAAAAGCUCUUUUGGUAGAAUAUAUUUCUCAGUUACAUACACAGAUUGCUGAAAAGGACAUAAGUCUCCUGCGGAGUCAAGUUAACAGCUUGUCCUGUGAUCUGAACAAUUUGAAGUCUCAGGAUGACAUGGCAUCUAUUCUGCAGAAGGAAAAAUAGAAAUAGUUCUCCAGGAUAUCAACAGCAAAACAUGCAUCAGUGAGGUAACUUGUAUAGAAGUUAUAUAUCCAUAUGUUAAUCUACUAUAAGAAUGUUUCUAAAAGUCUAAUCAAACUGAAAAGCUGCAUUUUGCUCACAAUAAACCUAGGUUCCAGAGUCCGGGACAAAUUCUUGCAAGGGUAGCACUACAAGAUAAAUUAGGACUUUUACUUCUAUCAGUCUGAAAUAGAAGAGAGAAAAUUAAUGUAUCCUGAGUUUAUCAGAGGUUGGCUUUUAAGCCCUUUGAGUAUUUGUGGACCAACAUUCACCAAGUGGAAAUGAAGCAUCCUAUAUUAAUCUCACAUGAAAGAAUGGAAUUUGCAUGGCAUCCUAGAUGACAAUGAAGUAUUGAAAGAACCAUAGUCCGAUUAAUAUUCCUUUCAUCAUCCAGAUUUUGAUUUCACAAGUCUCUACAAAGAGAAAACUGCUGAUAGGUUAAGUGGCAGUCUGAAAUCUGUAAAGGAGAAACCAAAAUCUGAUGGUUUCAUAGCCUCUUUCCUGAGUAACAUGCAAGACUAGAGAAAACAAAGGAACUGUCAGGAGCUGAUGCACCCCAAUUCUUUACAAAAUUGCACAUGAUUAGUACCACUUCAGUCUCUGCUGUACUUUUAGGAAGAAAUCUAUAUGAAAAAUCAAAGUUAUGCUAUCUGUUGUUUAGGGAAAAACAUCUUUGAUAUGUGUUAUGCAAAAUUCUGCAGUAACACAGAGAAAUAUGGAAUGCAUCCUAUAAACGUGCUGCUUCUAUAAGUUUAUUCUAUGCUGCUCCUUCUACAGCAUAAGCAACAACUUGGCAGAGGUAUUUACUAGUUAGAGACUAUUAGAAGUUUUACUCAUCCUGUCUUAAUGGACAAAUACAAUCAAGAAUGAGUAGUUAAAUGUAAAAGUAUGGGCAAGAAUGCAUACAUUUAAUGGCACGACAUUACUAAUAAAUAGUAAGUUUAAGUAUGCUUAGGUUUUCAAAGUAUAUAUGCCUCUGUUACAAGAAAAGCAACAUAGUAAUUUAAAUCAAGUUGGACAAAGUGUGGCUCUCUGUAUGUUGUGGCACUUCCAGCAUCCCUCACCACUGCUCUGUGGGCUAGGACUUCUGGGAGCUGUCCAACAACUGCAGACCAGCACUUUUCCCACUCUUGCCUUUAAUGACUGGAUUUUGUUCAGGUAAUAAAAUGAAUCAAGAUAGCUUACUUUGUAUAUAUAUUAGAACCAGGCAUUUUUGUAGGAUUUGUAUAUAUUUCACCAAGUCAAUGUACAACUGAUUUCUAGAAAGUGAAUAUAAAAUGUUUGAUCUGCAUCAAAAUAAAGAGCCAAAAAGUAUGAAAGGAAUUGCUGCCCUAGUUUAAAACUUGAGAGAACUUUUUUGAAAAUGUAGAAUGAUCAGAAUGUCUUCUAAUGGGACUUGCCAAAUAAUUACGAGAUCAUGAAAAGGAAAACUUCAUAAUACCAGGAUAGCUGGCUUGGCUAUUUAAACCUUGGUAUUACACAAUCCUGAUAAUGCUCACAUACAGCAUAUUUUGGAACAAGCAGCAAUCACCAAGAAACAGUAUGAGACAAACUAUUUAAAACACCUUGUUUAACUGGAAAGACGCAAAAU
Pogona vitticeps (central bearded dragon) is the source of this 3032-nucleotide messenger RNA. RefSeq lists its product as uncharacterized. The record is from RefSeq and is a predicted model, not a curated record. Lineage: Eukaryota; Metazoa; Chordata; Lepidosauria; Squamata; Agamidae.